Podospora bellae-mahoneyi is the source of this 5576-nucleotide messenger RNA. RefSeq lists its product as uncharacterized. Gene Ontology annotation, molecular function: protein binding. Gene Ontology annotation, cellular component: GID complex. Lineage: Eukaryota; Fungi; Ascomycota; Sordariomycetes; Sordariales; Podosporaceae. Bases 1278 to 5576 code for a protein of 1432 amino acids. Gene Ontology annotation, biological process: proteasome-mediated ubiquitin-dependent protein catabolic process. The transcript has 8 exons. The record is from RefSeq and is a predicted model, not a curated record.
UUGCAGUUGAGGGCACAACAUAUGUAAGUAAUAUGUGCGUCUCACCGACGGGAAGAGCGAUAAACAACAGACCGACAGGAGCAACUUUAUAAGAGAAAGUUGCUGCAGGGUAUCUAUAUGAGCGCCGGCUAUUGCAGACAAUGUACAGCAUCUGUCCCCGUUUAUCCCAAGGACCGCCAGGGUCCGAAACCACGACAGCUCUUGACAUUCAGGCAUAUCUGGAAGGGGGCAACCCGGUUGUUUCUCUGCAGAGAUCAGCCAUCUUACAGCAGAUGAUGUCCUCAAGGCACAGACUGCAACCCUACCACCCUCCGUGCCCCCUCUCUCUAGAAGCAGAGAUCAAAAAAGAUGUGGCGACACACAAGUUGUCGAUCUUGUUCAAUUUGAUGGGCCGCUUGGGGAUUCCAUUUUCACCGAAGCCCGGCGACAGACCACCCUAACCCAUUUCUCUCUAGAAGUCCCGCUCUCAUUGAUCCAGAGGUGGGGCUCCACAUUCUCCCACGAUUAGCGACUGCACAGGGGGUGCUCGAACGGGAAAAAGAAGGGGCACGAGGCACCUGAUGGAUGUAUACUGCCAUUUGUUGAUCUGUCACACUCAAUUCACUCCCCUCAGCCCUUUGCAGAGGAAAGCUGCCCCGUUUCACUUUGCCCAAGAAAAACAUUCCUGUCUCCUGGUCAGAACCGCCGGGCAAUUGGAAAUUGGUCCAAUGGGGUCAAACCGAGGGCAUCCUGGUCGACCUGGUGAACCUGGUCAGAGUCGCAGGCUAGCCAUCCCAACCCCUGGGUACCUGCUGGCUGCUGCUGCUCCCCUCCCCCUCUCCAGACACUCCUGGUUUGCACGGUUCGUCCCUUGCUUGACCUCGUCCAACCCUGACCCGACUGGCCUCCUCGGAGGUGAUAUCGUCUCUUUCUGAAGAACAGAUAGAAGUCCUUCCUCUUCUUCUUCUCUUGCCCUUCUGCCUUCUGUUCCCCACCGCUUCUCCUUGUCGUUUGCUGCUGGCUACCAGGCUGUUUGUUUGAGGUGGUGUCGGUUGCUGUUCGUUUGGAAUAGACCCCCUUGCAGCGAUCGCUUCCAGGUUCGAGCUGGUACCGGGGAGCCAGAAGACGAAGAAAGCGGAACCGUGGACCGCCAGUUCGCCUUUUUUUUUCUUUUCACGAUGCGCGCUAUCUUUAAUGCUUAAUACCUUCUCCCGAUUGUCACGAUCGUCUUUGGUUCUGAUACGACAAUCGCACCGACAACAACCUCGCCCGUGGCCUUUCUCGACAACUGCGGCAAGAUGGAGGGAUACUUGAGCGUGCCCCCGGAUAGGGGCACGAUCAUUGGGAGGGCGUUGUGGAAGCCUCGAUAUCUGGUUGUGGGUGGCCCCCAGCGGGACCGGACGGCCGGUAUCAUGCGCGCGCCGUCCAACAGGAGCUCGGCUCCCAGGGAGCUGUUCAGAGUGCCAUCCGAAGGCAUCUAUCUGUCGAUCUACAAGUCCAAAGACGACCAAGAACCUUCACAGCAGUACUCAAUCAACAGCAUCACCGACUGUCAGGUGCAGAUGAUGGCCCAUCGUAAACAAGGACCUGUCCUCCCGACUCUGGUCAUCAACAUUAUUCCAGACCCGAUUGCGGACAAGCUGCGGAAGCGACGCUCAAGUCGUACGGCUGGCUUCACGUCCAACAAGGACACAGGACCGGCACAGCUGUUGUUCCGUCCCCUGGAUGAGCAACAGCAACAGCAGCAGCAGCAGCAGCAGCAGCCCAGACACAAUCUCCAGGACUGGUCUCGCUUCAUCCAGCAGCUCAUUCAGCCCAAUAUGCCGCCAGGCAGAGCGCCCCUGAGCCCGGUCACGCCCGCUUCGCCAACAUUUGUCAACCCUUUUACCCGUCCAAGGGAAUUAAGCGACAGCCAGAGGCCAGGCAGCGGGAAUGCUGGACCGCGACCCGGAUUCACCAGGGGCCACACGACGCACUCUGGGCGCGACCGCCCUGUGACUUUCUCGGAUUCACCAAGUCUGCGAUCCAAGCGAAGUGAUCUUUCGUCGGCCACGAGCUCGAUUCAGACGCACCAUAUGGCUUUCCAGAAUUACACCACUAUGCUCCCGGCCGACCUCCCGUCCCCGGCCACCACCGUUGGCGAGUACCAGGGCGAGUUUAUCGAGGGGUGGACGUCGGCACAAGGGCGGUCCUCGGCUCUCAGCUCACCGGUGAGGGAACGGGGGAGUGUCAGUUCGGGCCCAACACCACUUGCGCCUAUUAUGGAUGCCGGUACAUCGCCUCCAGGGCCACGGGAAACUAUUCUGGACCGUGCUUUCCAAAUGCGGCGCAUUCCCGGCUCGGAACGCGAAGUUCCUGGUGAGGAGAAACUGACUUCAUUGGCCCGAUUUGAUGCUCUUAUGCGAGACAUGGAUGACAAAAGGAGGCAGCGAGAAGCUGAGGAUGCCAGGCGGAAGGCAGAGACAGCCGCCGCGGCUUCAGCGUCAGUUUCAGCCCUGGACGAACAAACUGGGCUGAAAAGCGCUUGGGACUUGGAUGAUGAUUCCUCGGAAUAUGACGACGAUGAUGAUGACGAUAGCGAUGGGGCAUUUGAUGAGGCGGAUUUGGAUGGUGACCGGUUUUCAUCCCACCACAGUUCGGCUCAGCGAGCCUUGAAUUACAUUUCUGGACGACCAGACCUACGAGACCGACCUCACCCGCCACCAAGAACUCACUCGAUCAAGACCCCGCUUAGUUAUAACCAUGAGGCUCUGAUGGCAUUGUCAUCAAGUAGCGGUGUUCGACCCCAGACAGGCUACUCUGGCAACCGGACGAGGCCAGGCAUGUCUCAAAGAACACACUCCCAACCACAGCUGGCGACCAUCAUUGCCUCUUCUCCCUCAACGGCGCUGGCCGAGGAUUCACUGUCCAACCUCGGCCCCGGCUCGCCGCCUCCUCUGCAACGAAGCCAGACGGAAAAGCGGCAAUCCAACUCGAGCGCCAAACGCCUGAGCUUUAGCGAAUUCACCAAGAGGCUGAGCAGCACGAGCAGCUUAUUGCUGGUCCAGACCAACACAAGCAACACCAGCAGCCGGGGGAGCAACGGCGAAGCGGCCGACCCUCCCAUGCCGCAAUCACCACCUCAGAGUCUUCACCACCUCCAUCCCCGGGCUGCUCCACCAGCACCCCUGCCACCGCAGUCGCCAACUUCGAUGAGCGAGCGUGAUCGCUGCGGAUGGCGCGGCAGCGCAUUCCGCGAGGACAGAACCCCAGUCCCGCGGAUCCCUACAUCCAUCGCCGUGGCAGACCAGCAACCCCCAACCCUCAACACUACGUCAGCCACCUCCACCACCACCACUGCGAGUCCUCCCCAAGCCUCGACGAUAGCAUCGUUGUUGCAGCCCGCUCCGCAGGCCCCCUCGGCUGGAAUCACCUCUGCCACCACCGCUGCCGCUUCCAACCCUCCCAACCUGACGACAACACAGCAGAUAUUAGGAAGGAGGCAGCGGGGCGACGAGUCUGAGGACCUGCCUUCUCAAGGCGAAGACGCCACCGCCGGCAUUUUGUUACCUCAACAACAACCAACACGACGGAACAAGAGAUUACGAACUGGAGAAGAAGACAUGAGAACCGACUACGAUUCCCAACCCUCAUCAUCAUCAUCAUCAUCAUCCUACAGAGCCGGUUGGGCUUCCAACGGUUCAGCUUUUAGACGCAACAAAAGCAACACCGAAACCGGAAACGGUAACAACAACAACAACAACAACAACAACAACAACAACAACAACAACAAUAACGAGGAAAUGUACUCGUCCCUCCACCUCCGAGGCGGCGUCCCGCCAGAUUACUUCGGUCACGACCGUGAGGAAGUUACGAGGAUUCUUAUACAAGCUCUGGAUGACUUGGGGUAUGCCGAUGCGGCCCAGAUAGUCUCGCAGCAGUCGGGGUACGAGGUCGAGUCACCAAACGUGGCGGCUUUCCGGGCGGCAGUGCUGGAGGGGAGAUGGGACAAUGCGGAGAGCCUGCUUUGGGGGGCGGGGGGAGGGGGACUGGGAGGGUUGAUUCUCGCUCCUGGGGCAGACCGCAACUCGAUGAGGUUCAGACUUAGGCAGCAAAAGUUUCUGGAGCUUCUGGAGAAGGGCGAGAGGAACAAGGCGUUGGCGGUCCUGAGGAGAGAGCUGACGCCGCUUUGCAAGGAUCAGCCGCAUAUUAUCAGCACCUUGAGUAAGUAUCUAAUGUGUCAAGACCAGGAGGAUCUGAGGCGCAAGGCCGAGUGGGAUGGGGCCGGAGGGGAUAGCAGACGGAAGUUGUUGAGGAAGCUAUCUGAAUCCAUAUCACCCUCGGUGAUGCUCCCCGAACAGAGACUUGCUGUGCUUCUCAACGAUCUGAAAAACAACCAGAUAGAAAAGUGUCUCUAUCACACGACGACAAACCCGCCGUCGCUCUACUCGGAUCACCGGUGCGAGCACUCUCAGUUCCCAACCGAGGUCAUGGUGGAGCUGGAUAAGCAGCAGGGAGAGGUGUGGCAGAUAAGGUUCUCGCCCAACGGCGAACGCCUCGCAACCUGCGGCAGUGCCAAGGGUAUUUGCAUCUGGAACACGCAGACGUUUAACCACGUGCGUGUGAUCAACACGCACGACGCUGAGGUGUCCAACAUUGCGUGGAGCCCCGACAGCACGAUGCUUUUGAGCUGUAGUAUGGAUGGGCAGGCCAAGGUGUGGAACACGCAGACGGGGGAACUGGUCGUGGCGCUCGAGAAGUUUGGGGAGCCAGUCAGCAGUGCUGGGUGGCUGCCGGAUGGGAGGACCUUCAUUACUGGGUCUCUUGACAAGGCCAAGUCGCUGUGUGAGUGGGACCUGUCUGGAAGUUUGCUCUACAACUGGACCAGGCGGCAUAGGACCGAGGACCUGGUCGUGUCGGCGAAUGGGGAGUGGCUGGUGGCCAUGGACGACAGGCGCGGCGUGCAUAUCUACCACAUCCCUCGUCGGGAGUACGAGGUCGACCUGAUACUGGAGAGCAGGCUCACUAGCGUCAGCCUGAGUCAGGACUCAAAGUGGUUGUUGGUCAACACGGUCGAUGACGAGGCGCUGUUGUACGACUUUGGGACGAAGGAGGUGUUUCAAAAGUACAAGGGGCACACGGGGGGCGAGGUGAUUAUCCGGGCGGGGUUUGGGGGAGCGGGCGAGAACCUUGUGAUCAGCGGGAGCGAGGACGGGAACGUGUUUGUCUGGCACAGGACGACGGGGCAGUUGGUGCACAAGAAGAUGGCGCAUAGCCCGAGGGUGAAUUCGGUUUGUUGGAAUCCGAGGGAUGCGGGGAUGUAUGCUACUUGUGGGGAUGAGGGGAGGGUGAAAAUAUGGACGAGUCCUGAGCGGGCGAGACAAUGGGCUGCUGCGAGGGCGCAGUCGGUCCCGGGGCAGAGGUCGACGACUAAUGGGACAUCGGGUGAGGGGCCUUCUAGGACAGGUGCGGCGAAUGGCUGGGGGUUAAGUGGGAAUGGGAGUGGUGGUGCUGGUGGGGGGCCUGGAGGAGAGGGGGGUAAUGAUGAGGAGGAUGGGGAGGAGGAAGAAGGGGAAGAGGGAGAGGAGGAGGAAGUGGGGGCUCAUGAGUUGGCUUAG